Messenger RNA from Erinaceus europaeus (western European hedgehog), 1019 nucleotides. RefSeq names its product steroid receptor RNA activator 1 (gene SRA1). Bases 129 to 785 code for a protein of 218 amino acids. Lineage: Eukaryota; Metazoa; Chordata; Mammalia; Eulipotyphla; Erinaceidae. The record is from RefSeq and is a predicted model, not a curated record. Gene Ontology annotation, biological process: regulation of transcription by RNA polymerase II. The transcript is spliced from 5 exons. Gene Ontology annotation, cellular component: nucleus.
UAUCAGCGACGAUUGUCGCAGAGCUUCCCCGGGCAGCUGCUGGUAGCUCUGAACAUUCGGCCCAGCCCACUCCGGGCGCCACCGCCCCGGAAGUGACGUGUUGCCCCGCUGGCUAUGCGGAAGCGGAGAUGGCGGAGCUGUACGUGAAGCCGGGCAACAAGGAGCGCGGCUGGAACGACCCGCCGCAGUUCUCUUACGGGCUGCAGACGCAGGCUGGCGGAUCCAAGCGUACGCCGCUCACCAAGCGGGUCGCGGCCCCGCAGGAUGGAUCCCCCAGAGCACCUUCAGAAACCUCUCCUGGGCUCUCCCCAGUGGGACCUCCACUUCUUUCAAGUAUGGCUUCCAGGCCCCCACCUAUGGGGAGUUGUCCUGCUUCCAAUGUGAAGCCCACAAAUUUCCCAGUCAUUGAGUCUGAGACUCUGCUGGAAGAUGUGCUGACACCUUUGGAACAGGCCUUGGAGGACUGCCAUGGUCACACAAAGAAGCAGGUCUGUGAUGACAUCAGCCGACGCCUGGCUCUGCUGCAGGAACAGUGGGCUGCAGGGAAACUAUCAGUGCCUGUAAAGAGGCGGAUGGCUCUACUGGUGCAAGAGCUUUCAAGGCACCAUUGGGAUGCAGCAGAUGACAUCCACCGCUCACUCAUGGUUGAUCAUGUGACUGAGGUCAGUCAGUGGAUGGUAGGAGUUAAAAGAUUAAUUGCGGAAAAGAGAACUCUUUCUUCAGAAGAAGAGACCAAUGAAGAAGAGGCCAUGGCUGAGGAAAACCAGACUGUACCAGUUAUCUAACAAGUGCCAUAAUUCUGUGACUUCCUCAGACUCCUAUCAUAACAUCUAUGCUUUGUAUGAAAGGCCUUCUCACUUGGCUCCUCUUAUUACAAGACUGUCUGCCCCAUUGGGGUCCUUGGCCUGAUGCACUCUGGGAAACAGGUCUCAACCAGCCCAUAAGGAGGCCACUGUUUACCCACAGCAUAUACAUUUCUGCAUUUCAAUUAAAACACCUCAUUAGUGGGCCAGAGUUAA